This is a messenger RNA of Dendronephthya gigantea, 2060 nucleotides long. Its product is annotated as nephrocystin-3-like. The transcript has a single exon. Bases 119 to 1303 code for a protein of 394 amino acids. The record is from RefSeq and is a predicted model, not a curated record. Lineage: Eukaryota; Metazoa; Cnidaria; Anthozoa; Malacalcyonacea; Nephtheidae. Gene Ontology annotation, molecular function: protein binding.
UUUCAAGUCAGCAUUGGCUUCGCAUCAGAAAGCUCUUCAAAUCACAUUAAAACUAUAUGGAGAAGAUCAUCCCGACACAGCUACCGUUUAUAACAACAUUGGAUACACACACGACAAAAUGAAAGAUUAUAAUUCAGCAUUAAACACCUAUCAAAAAGCACUUGAAAUCAGAUUAAAAGUAUGCGGAAAAGUUCAUCCUGACACAGCUGACAGCUAUAAUAACAUUGGAUGCACACGAUACAACAUGAAACAUUUUAUAUCAGCAUUGCAUUUGCACCAAAAAGCUCUUGAAAUCAAAUUAAAACUAUGUGGAGAAGAUCAUCCUAGCGUAGCUGACAGCUACGACAGUAUUGGGACCACACAGCGCGCGAUGAGACAUUACAAAUCAUCAUUAGAGUCCGAAAAAAAAGCUCUCGCAAUCAGGUUAAAAUUAUCUAGAGAAAAUAAUCGUGAGACAGAUGACAGUUAUCAUGCUAUUGGAGCCAGGCAACAUGGGAUGAAAGAGUAUCAGGCAGCGUGGGGUCAAAAAGCUCUUCGAGUCAAAUUUCAACUACAUGGAAAGGAACAUCCUGACACAGCUGACAGUUAUAACGGCAUUGGAAUCACACAACAUGCGAUAAAAGAUUACAAAUUCGCAUUAGAAUCGAAACAAAAAGGUCUUGAAAUCAGAUUGAAACUACUUGGAGAAGAUCAUCCUGACACAGCUGACAGUUAUAACGGCAUUGGAAUCACACAACAUGAGAUAAAAGAUUACAAAUCAGCAUUAGAAUCGAAACAAAAAGCUCUUGAAAUCAGGUUGAAACUAUUUGGAGAAGAUCAUCCCGAUACAGCUGACAGUUAUAACACGAUUGGAGUCACAAAACAUGAGAUAAAAGAUUAUAAAUCAGCAUUAGAAUUCAAACAAAAAGCUUUCGAAAUCAGAUUGAAACUAUGUGGAGAAGAUCAUCCUGACACAGCUGACAGUUUUAACAGCAUGGGAGUUACACAAAAUAAGAUGAAAGACUACAAGACAGCAUUACAUUCGCACCAAAAAGCUUUCGAAAUCAGAUUAAAACUAUUUGGAGAAAAUCAUCCUGAGACAGCUGACAGUUAUUACCGCACGGGAAUAAUACACCAAAGGAUGAAAAAUUACAAGUUAGCAUUAGAAUCGUACCAAAAAGCUCUUGAAAUCAGACAAAAACUAUUUGGAGAGCAGCAUCCUGACACCGUAGAAAUAAAUCAGGCAAUUGGUGUUACACAACGUUCAGUUAAGGACCUUAAUGUAGUAUUGGACGCACACAAAGAUAUCGCAUUAGCAGACUGAAACUGUAUGUUUAAUAUUACAAGUCUGCAUUAGACUCGCACGAACAGGCUCUAAACCUAAAUUUACCCACCACGUGCAAGACCUUUUGAGUAAUAAGGCAAGCACUGGACAGAUACAAAAAGCCGCCAUUUUGAAGAAGAGAAUAUGAAGAUUCUAGAAAAUUUCAGCUGAACAUUAGGUUUCCUAAAGUUUCAGAAAGGUAAACGAAGAUUUGAUGACGAAAGAGUUAACGAAGUCAAAGAUGAAAUAUACAAGUAUCACACUUAUAAUCAGUUAAAUUAGGGCCAACAAAUAUGUGGUAAUAAUCUUAUUUCUAUUGCUUUAGAUAUUGUAGUACUGAUCAAAUCAAAACUCUUAUAUGAAUGCAUGCAUAUUGAAAUUCGGAGAAAAAGAGGGGCGUACGAAAAACUCAACAGUCUCAAGCAUUUAGCAAUGGGCAACUAACCCCUGCUAUGAGUCCAAUCACGAGAGAGUCCAAUCACGCAUUCUCUUGUUGGAAAGACAAGAAACAUUGCAACGCAUAUUUACACUAAAUGAGAUUUGUAUUUUUUCAAGGUGGUAAGCGUUGAUACUGACACGAUGUACUCGCAACCUUUUGUACAUUUAACAAAUGUUAUAACGUCUUCCACGUCUUCAAUCAGUCCUAUGUAAAGGCCAUUAGUUUAGAGUAGCUUUGUUUUAUGCAUUCGUUGGCGAUAGCAGCCUCCAUAUAAGUAUAUCUAUAUUAAGAACUUCUGUGAGCUAAAUAUAUACAAAA